GAGGGUCCGGGCGGCCACGAGGGCUUUGGGGACACACGCCAGGGUGGGUGUCGCCCCCCACCCCAGUGUCUCCACCAGCCGGAACAGACUGGGGCUCUGGCCCAUCAGCCCCCCCUUCGAGUCGGGCAAGGGUCGCCUCUCUCGCGUGGGCAGUGAGCGUGGUAGACGCGCGAGGACUUGAGGCCCGGAGGAAGGGGACUUGGCUUUCUGGAGGCUGCGAGGCCGGGGGAGGGCGCCCUAACUGCUGGGGUCCGGAUCCCGGGCACCUCCCCCAGAGGUCCCUUUCCCCAGUCCCGGUGCGAGGCGCCCCGCCCCCUCCCCGAACCACCUCGGCAGAGCUUUUCCUCUACCUCCCUCCCCGGGCCCCACCGAAGUUUGGCUCUAGGGAAGGAGGGAGUGGCCACUCGGUCACUGGGGUGCCUGAUCCUUUGACCCGGGCUCCGGGGGAAGCACGCGUGGAGGGGGUAGACUGGGAGCGCGGGGAGGUUUAGCGUGCUUUCUCCUUCACCAGGAGUGGCCAAGGGGUCUGACGAGCUGGCCCUUUUUCCAUGGGGAGGGGAGGGCAAAUGGAAGCGGCUACUCUUUCUUCUCCGAGCCCUGGCGCGGCUAGCCCUGAAAGCUGGGGAACCCUUGGCCCGCGGACACCCCGCGCCCUUUCUGUCUCCCAGGGGCGUCUAGGCAACCCCCUCCUUCCCCUCCUCUACUCCCUGGGUCUACCCAAAAUUGCUCAGCUUGGCUCGAGCGAGGAGGAGGGUAUGUAUGUGUGAAUGUAAAUGUUUUAAGUAUAUACAGGUGUUACCUCGAGUUUUCCCAGAGUCUUUUGUCUCUCGGAGCCCCCAGCCUUGCUCCCGCCAUCCCCCAUGCUGCCUCGGUCUCUCUUGGGCUCCCUCUCUCCGAGGGAGGGGCUUCUCCUAGCCAGCUCGCACAGCCCUGGGCCUCCCGCUCUAGACUUCUUGCAGUUGUACUGUUCCUGAAACUCAUGACAACACCCCCCAUCCCCCACCCCCGCCGACACACAUCCCUAUCCCAGCUCCAAGGUGUUAUUACUGUAAUCGGAGGAGCAUAAAGCCAGCUCUGUUGCAGCGUUUUGGUGGAGAGGUUUUCCCAGGGGUUCCCCUGGUUUAAGGCUGGGGCUUGUGCACUUAGAGCUAGCUGUGUUCAGAAUGGGAGCAGGAAACAGACUCCACGAUCCAGUCCGGCUGUCGCCUGAUUCUGUUCAAGUUGAAGUAUUGGGAGGGUGACACUUCCCCAGUCUCCUCAGUCCUGGCCCUGGCAUCAUGCAUCGGACCACACGGAUUAAAAUCACGGAGCUGAAUCCUCACCUCAUGUGUGCUCUCUGUGGGGGAUAUUUCAUCGACGCCACCACUAUUGUGGAGUGCUUACAUUCCUUCUGCAAAACCUGCAUCGUGCGCUACUUGGAGACCAACAAGUACUGCCCCAUGUGUGACGUCCAGGUCCAUAAAACACGACCACUACUGAGCAUCAGGUCAGACAAAACCCUCCAGGACAUUGUCUACAAGUUGGUGCCUGGGCUUUUUAAAGAUGAGAUGAAACGGCGAAGGGACUUCUAUGCAGCGUACCCCCUGACGGAGGUCCCCAAUGGCUCCAACGAGGACCGUGGCGAGGUCCUAGAGCAGGAGAAGGGGGCUCUGGGCGAUGAUGAGAUUGUCAGCCUUUCCAUUGAGUUCUACGAAGGAGUCAGGGACCGAGAGGAGAAGAAGAGCCUCAUGGAGGAUGGGGAUGGGGACAAGGAGAAGACAGGCGUGCGUUUCCUGCGAUGCCCAGCAGCCAUGACGGUCAUGCACCUCGCAAAGUUCCUCCGCAACAAAAUGGAUGUACCCAGCAAAUACAAGGUGGAGAUCCUCUAUGAAGAUGAACCCCUGAAGGAGUAUUACACUCUCAUGGACAUUGCCUACAUCUACCCCUGGCGGAGGAAUGGACCUCUCCCCCUUAAGUACCGUGUCCAGCCAGCCUGCAAGCGGCUCACCCUGCCCACAGUGCCCACUCCUUCAGAGGGCACCAACACCAGCGGAGCAUCCGAGUGUGAGUCAGUCAGCGACAAGGCUCCCAGCCCUGCCACCCUUCCGGCCACCUCCUCCUCCUUGCCCAGCCCUGCAACCCCCUCCCAUGGCUCUCCCAGCUCCCACGGCCCCCCAGCCACCCACCCUACCUCCCCCACUCCACCUUCGACUGCCAGUGGGACCACCGCUGCUACCAACGGGGGCACUUCGAACUGCCUGCAGACGCCAUCCUCCACCAGCAGGGGGCGCAAGAUGACUGUUAACGGAGCUCCUUGCCCCCCUUAACUUGAGGAAAGGGACCCUCUCCCUCAGCAGCCACCUCUCCCCUCCCUUCUACUUUUUCUGGGCCCCUUUUUCCACCUUUGACUUUCCCUGGUUCCUCCCAUCUUCAGAGUGGGAGGUGGGUUUUAUAAAUAAAUCUAUCUAUCUAUAUAUAUAAAUAUAUAUAUGUACAUAGGAAAAACCAAAUAUACAUACUUAUUUUCUAUGGACCAACCAGAUUAAUUUAAAUGCCACAGGAAACAAAUUCGUGUGUGUGUGUGUGUGUGUGUGUGUGUGUGUGUGUGUGUGUGUGUGUGUGUGUGUCUGUCUAGGGGGCCUUCUGUAGUUUGCUCUGCUCCUCUGGGGGGAUACCUGGUAGUCUUAGGGGGCCACUGGAAAGUACCAAGGCCCUCUCCUGUGUUCCCUCUGCUUCCCAGGGCAGACAGAGUGGGCCUGCUAGCUGACUAGAUAUGGGGUCCAUCUCCACCGCUCCCCACCCCACCCGUCUCUGAGCCCCACUGUUGAAUGUCCGGAGAUUGCCGAGACAGUGCCUUUGACAAGUGUGGCUUGCCCCUUGGCUGUGAGGGUGGGGUGGCCAUGGAGAGAACAUCUCCCUCACCUCUUUGGGCAGUAGGAACCUUGUGCAAAGAAUUGACAGCUCUACCUUUUUAUAUCCGCCCUCUUUCCUUUUUUUCCUCUUUCCUGUGUGUGGCCUUUGCAUCAUUUACCUUUGUGGAAGAGGAGGUUCAGGCUAUGGGGAGACCCCAGCCAGCCCUGCAAAGUCUAUGUGUGACCUUCCUCCUGCCCUACCCUGACCCAGGAACUCAUCCUAGCAAGACAGAGGUGACACUCGCUGGGGGCCUAGAGUGGAGGGUUAGGAUGGGUAACCCCAGACAAGCACAGACUUCAGUUCUGCCCCAGGCCAACAGCUCUCCUAGCUGAGGCCGAGCAGGGACAAGGCUCAGGCAUGCAGAAGCACAAGAAAAUAAAGUGUAAGCUACCCCGACUCUACCUAGUGGACCACCUGUUAGGGGCAGACCUUGCCUACCUGGUUUUCCUCAAGUGUACAUAGAUGGACGGGGGCGGGGGGCAGGGGGAGGGGGAGGACCAGGGUAUGGGCUCAGGUAUGUGAGGUCCUGAGGCCAUGGGUCUGUUUGCACCAUGUCCUGAGUCUGAGGUUCUGUGACUGUACUCUCCUCAGCUGGUCGUUUGUAUCUCUUGGUUUUGUAAUAAAUGCUGCAUACUCUCC
Molecule: messenger RNA, 3531 nt
Organism: Onychomys torridus (southern grasshopper mouse)
Lineage: Eukaryota; Metazoa; Chordata; Mammalia; Rodentia; Cricetidae
Gene: Pcgf2
Product: polycomb group ring finger 2
Exons: 10
Coding region: 1278-2306 (342 amino acids)
Biological process (GO): negative regulation of transcription by RNA polymerase II
Cellular component (GO): PRC1 complex
Molecular function (GO): promoter-specific chromatin binding
Source: RefSeq, a predicted model, not a curated record